Didymodactylos carnosus is the source of this 1383-nucleotide messenger RNA. The record is from the annotation of a GenBank genome assembly. Lineage: Eukaryota; Metazoa; Rotifera; Eurotatoria; Philodinida; Philodinidae.
AUGGAUGCUUUAGUACCGUUGACUGUAGCAGAAGGGAUUCUGCCAUCAACCGAACGUAUUUUAAAAUCCAAUUUAUAUGUACUUUAUUUUUUAAAAGAGACAAUAAUUAAUCCAUUUGAUCUUAGUCGACAUUAUGUUCAACGUAUAUUGAGAACUAGCAAUGAUAAAUAUUUGUUUGAUCAUGCCAAUACAAUUUUGUUACAAGAAGCGAAAAGUACAAUAGUUCUGGAAUAUAAUGGUCGUUGGUUACAAGCAGAAAUAGCAUCACGUGGAGGUUUAUUAAGUUGGAGAUCUUCAGUGGUCAAUUGGCUAAUUGGAAUUCAGCGUAAAAAUCAAAUGAAAGAUGAAGUUGCUCAACAUGCUAUUCGUUUAAUGGAUUCAAAAGAUACUCUACGUGGAUUUUAUGAUCGAGAUUAUCAAUUACGAGCAUUGGCCUAUUUUAUAUUAUCGGCUAAAUUUCACAAUCGUAUUCAUGUCAGACUUGAAGAAUAUGCACGUUAUACAGCAAAUGCAUUUGGUACAAAACAAGAUAUUGCUCCAACUGUUCGCAACGUAUUUCGCGAUUUAAAUUUUUCACUACAAAUUGCCAUACCAUACGAAUUAAUGGAAAUUUAUUUGGAAUUAAAUAGUAAUCAGUAUACAAUCAAUAUACCGGAAAUUCGUAAUUUGGGCAAUUUAUUUCUUCAUAUUGCAUGUGUUCAAGCAUGGUCAAGUUGUUUUAAUGCAUCAUUAUUAGCCUCAGCAGUAAUGUAUUUGUGUUUGAAAUUUGUUAAAGAUGAAAAUAUUAUUCAAAUACCAGAUUAUAUUUCAUUUUUGUGGACAACAUCAUAUCCAUUCGAUUUAAUUUGUGGCAUUUCGGGUUAUAUAGCAAUGAUUGUUUGUGACAUACAUAGUGUACCAACGGAUCGUGCAUCACAUUAUUUUUAUGCCACGAAAUUAUAUUUGGAUGAUUGUCAUAUUAAUUAUUCACUAGAACUAGUCAAAUCAUUUUGUAAACGAUUUGUUUUAAUUGAAAAUGUCAAUAAAAUUAUCUCAAAUGGUAUGCGUGCUCUUGUUAAAAGUCAAAAGUUAAUCAUUGAAGAACAAUAUAUCAAUCAUCUAAAUUCAGUAUCAACAUUAUUUCCUAUGACGACUACAACAACAGCUGCUGCUGCUCCCUACGCAGCACUCACAAGUUUUUCAACACAAUUAAUUAAACAACAACAACAACAACAAACAUCGUCACCCGACAGAGAUAGACACAAACAGAUAGAUAUUGCAGUUAAAACGGUCUUGUGUGUCAAAAGAUUUUUAAACAAAUUACAUGACAAACAAAAAUUGAAAGAAAAAAAUAGUAAAGUAAUGGAUAUAUCUGAUCACAAUUAUGUUCAGACAAUUGAGUAA